Messenger RNA from Chlorella variabilis, 1299 nucleotides. RefSeq lists its product as hypothetical. Gene Ontology annotation, molecular function: DNA binding. Gene Ontology annotation, cellular component: nucleus. Bases 1 to 1299 code for a protein of 432 amino acids. Lineage: Eukaryota; Viridiplantae; Chlorophyta; Trebouxiophyceae; Chlorellales; Chlorellaceae. The record is from RefSeq and is a predicted model, not a curated record. The transcript is spliced from 4 exons.
AUGCAGGUCGUCCACGACGUGCGCUGUCAGGUGUGUGGUGCAGAACUGGGGGUCGAUGUCACUCGUUCCUUCUUCCGCCGUAAUGCCAUUUGCGAGGAGCAUGCCCGAGCAGAGACGGUGCCAGACCCCAGCUGGAGCGGCGGCCUCAUGCGCUUCUGCCAGCAGUGCACGCGGCUGCAGCCACUGGCCCAGUUCGACGGCACCCGCCGCUCCUGCCGCGCCAGCCUUUCUAAGCGGCGCAUCAGGAAGCGGCCCGGCGGCAGCCCCCGCGGCGGCAAGCGUACCGCGUUGUACGCGCGGUGCGGCGGCGGCAACACCCUGCACGGCAGCAACAGCGACAGCGAGGGCAGCGGCGGCGGCCACGGCAGCAGCGACAACCUGCGCAUGCAGUACGGGCCGCACCGCCACCAGCUGCCGCCGCACCCACAGUGGUACGAGGCCAGCGGCAGCGCCAGCCUGCGAAGCAGCAACUCGGAGCAGGCCAUGACGUCCGGCUCGGCGCCUGCCCCGCCCAGCUGGGGAGGGCCGGCGGCAGCCGGGGCCGCGGAGCAGACGCAGCGCUGGCUUGCCGCACGCCAAGCGCCACCCCGUGGGGCGUUUCCGAGCGGGCCCGUGGCUGCCGCAGCGGCGUCAGCCCCACCGCCGGGCCCCGCCGUCGGCAGCGUUCUUGCCAACCUCAGCACAACAGACCUGCAGCGGCUUGCGUCUCUGCUGGAGCGGCUGCAAAGCCCAUUGCCACAGCCGCCGCUGCAGCCGCAACAGAGCGCAUACCUCGCACCCAGCCUGGCACCGCUGCUGUACCGGGCGCCGCUGCCAGCCACUGGCAGCACUGCGGCAGCACAGCUGGCCCAGAUGCUGGCAGGGUUGGGGACUUCGGCCGCACACGUACGCCAGGCGCUGGCCGGUCUGGGGCCCGCAGGCGCCCUGCUCUUGCAGCAGAUUGACGCCGUGUCGCAGCGGGAGCUGCAGCAGAGGCAGCAGCAGCAGGAGCAGCAGCUGCACGAGGCGCAGGCCAGGCUGGCGCAGCUGCUGCAGGCGGUGCUCGCGCCCACGGCCAGCAGCGGGCAGCAGCAGCAGCAGCAGGAGCAGCUGGUAGCUCCCCCACCUGCAGUUGGCACUGAUACGCCGGCCGGGACCACCACGGAUGCGGCAGCGGAGGCCAGCACCGGUGCGGCAACCGGGACCAGCGCGAGCGCAGCUGCCGGCAACAGCACCUCAGCACAGCCCGACCCUGUGCUGCAGCAGUUCUUGGGCAUGCUGCUGUCUGCAGCGCAGGCACCGGCGGCCCCACAACCGUGA